This is a messenger RNA of Miscanthus lutarioriparius, 963 nucleotides long. The record is from the annotation of a GenBank genome assembly. NCBI's taxonomy places the organism in Eukaryota, Viridiplantae, Streptophyta, Magnoliopsida, Poales, Poaceae.
AUGGCGGAGCACUUGGCUUCGAUCUUCGGCACUGAGAAGGACAGGGUCAACUGCCCUUUUUACUUCAAGAUUGGGGCUUGUCGUCAUGGGGAUCGCUGCUCUCGUCUGCACAACAGGCCAACUAUAUCGCCAACUCUUGUGCUUGCUAACAUGUAUCAGCGCCCUGAUAUGAUAACCCCUGGAGUUGAUGCUCAAGGCCAACCCAUUGAUCCUGAGAAGAUGCAGGAGCAUUUUGAGGACUUCUAUGAGGACAUUUAUGAGGAGUUGGGCAAGUUUGGCGAGAUUGAGAAUCUGAAUGUUUGUGAUAACCUUGCUGACCACAUGAUUGGGAAUGUCUAUGUCCAGUUCAGGGAGGAAGAACAGGCAGGCGCAGCAUACAAUGCUCUUCAGGGGCGCUUUUACUCUGGCCGCCCUAUAAUUGUUGAGUAUUCUCCCGUGACCGACUUCCGUGAAGCAACCUGUAGGCAGUUUGAGGAGAACAGCUGCAACCGUGGUGGCUACUGUAAUUUCAUGCAUGUGAAGCAAAUUGGCAGGGAUCUCAGGAGGAAGCUGUAUGGGCGUUCUGCUUCCAGGAGGUACCAUGGGAGAAGCCGAAGCCGAAGCCCCCCACCACAAAGGAGGGGCCAUCGUGAUCGCGAUGACUACCACCACCGUGACCGUGAUGAUUACCGUGGCGGCGGCGGCGGUGGACGAGGAAGAGGUAGCAGGCAUGAUAGGUAUGAUGAUGGAGCAGGCAGAGGCGGCAGGCAUGACAGGUAUGAUGAUGGAGCAGGCAGAGGCGGCAGGCAUGACAGGUAUGAUGAUGGAGCAGGCAGAGGCGGCAGGCAUGACAGGUAUGAUGAUGGAGGAAGGCGCAGGCAUGGUAGCCCCCCGAGGCGUGCAAGGAGCCCAGUCAGGGAAAGCAGUGAGGAGCGAAGGGCCAAGAUUGAGCAGUGGAACCGUGAACGCGAGGCAAAACAGUGA